Staurois parvus is the source of this 353-nucleotide messenger RNA. The record is from the annotation of a GenBank genome assembly. Lineage: Eukaryota; Metazoa; Chordata; Amphibia; Anura; Ranidae.
UUUUUGCCAAGUAUCUUUAGCAGUAUUGUUUUAAUAGACUUCUCACAUUUUAGGAUGCAUCCUCCAUAUCUACAGAUGGCCAGAAAGAGCUGAGCUGGCAUGACAACCAUAUGAAAUCACAGAAGGCCAGAUUUAAGUUCAGUGAGUUGACAAGAAAGGUAGAGAUUUCAGGGGACAGCGGACCGUUGGGGAUACAUGUUGUGCCUUUCUAUUCCUCUCUUAGUGGACGUGCUUUGGGACUGUACAUUCGUGGAAUUGAGGAGAAUAGCAGGACUAAACGGGAGGGCCUUUUCCAAGAAAAUGAAUGCAUUGUGAAAAUUAACAGUGUGGAACUUGCUGAUAGGUCUUUUACA